Messenger RNA from Kwoniella mangroviensis CBS 8507, 660 nucleotides. RefSeq lists its product as uncharacterized. NCBI's taxonomy places the organism in Eukaryota, Fungi, Basidiomycota, Tremellomycetes, Tremellales, Cryptococcaceae. The transcript is spliced from 7 exons. The record is from RefSeq and is a predicted model, not a curated record. The coding region runs from base 1 to 660 and encodes 219 amino acids.
AUGUUGAUAAUCCUCAACGCCUUGUCUAUUUUAGGAUUGAUCCAAUCAGUUCUGGGCACCGCGGUCGAUCCCUCAAACAACCAAGAUAUGGAUAAGAGGACUGUUACCUCUUCACAGUUGAUGGCGAAAGAAGGUCCCUCUUAUACUGACAUCAACACUGCUGCCAAUCCUUUGGAUUGGGAUAUCCUUUUGGGCGUUCAAAGUGCUCUGGCUGUGCUGACCAAGCUCAACAAAGCUGCCAUCACCGACCACAUCAAAGAUCAUGGCGAGCCUGGUACACCGACUGAAAAAGCUACAUUCGAAAGUACUGCCUCUAUGAGCGGGGAAGAUGCGUUUCAGAAUUGGUGGUGGCGUGGCUCAAUGCAGGCUGUGAUGGAUGUGUUGGGAACGACCUACGAUGAGCUAGGGGAAACAGGCGCUACCGCAGAUACUGUCCUAGAAAUACUUACCGGAAGGAAGACCAAGACCAUCCUCAACCCCACCAAAGAAGAGUUGAAAUAUUUGGUCGUCAUGCAUUUUGAUGGGGAUGAAAAUGAUUCGGCUUCGUUCUCCUCAAUUCAAAUUGUGGAUAGGCAAUGGGUGACACGCUCGAACAAAAUCGAGGUUGGUAACGGGGACUCUACUCUAAUCUUCUUGGAGGAUGAGGGACCUGUUCCCUGA